Bactrocera oleae (olive fruit fly) is the source of this 3910-nucleotide messenger RNA. Lineage: Eukaryota; Metazoa; Arthropoda; Insecta; Diptera; Tephritidae. The record is from RefSeq and is a predicted model, not a curated record.
GGUUCCUUCGAAUAUCGAAAUCAGUUGGAUUUUGAACGUGUCGCGGCUUGUUUAUUACUAACGGAAGAGCAAAUAAUAAGAUAUAACGGAAAAAUGUCCUUAUCUAAUUUGUGGUUACAACUGCUCCUGCUUGGCAUGAUAAGCUACGCAUUGGCAAGUGAGUGCACAACGAGAAACCGCAAUGGAACUCAUAGGGUUUGUUGUAUAGGAUACAAACCAUAUGGAAAUGGAUGUAAAGCUUACUGCUCAGAGGGCUGUUUCAAUGGGAAGUGCGUCUUGCCGAAUAAGUGUGCGUGUAACCACGGCUACGUGAAAAAAAAUAAAUCUCGUUGCAUACCACAUUGCGAUAAGUGUACCAGAGGCACCUGCACUGCGCCGAAUGUAUGUAAAUGCAGUACCGACUAUGUGUGGAGCGCAACUGGCGACUGCGUGCCCGUUUGUAAUCCACCCUGCAAAAACGGUGAAUGCAUUGAGCCAAACAAAUGCAAGUGUUUGCCGGGCUAUAAAAAAAAUACCAAAGGUGAUUGUGAGCCAAUGUGUAAAAAUGGCUGCAAGAAUGGUGUCUGUCAAGCGCCAAAUCAGUGCAUAUGCAAAAGCGGCUACAAAAAAGAUGUAAGUGAUCGGUGUCAGCCGAUUUGUGAAAGCGGCUGCGGACAUGGCAUAUGCCGUGCCCCAAAUCUAUGCGAGUGUGUCAAAGGGUACCAAAAAUCAAACAAUAAAACGUGCGUCCCGUUUUGUAUUGAUGAAUGCAUCAAUGGAAAUUGCGUAGAGCCAAAUUUUUGUAAAUGUCAGCAAGGGUACGAAGAAGCGUCGAAAAAUAUUUGCACACCUAUCUGUGAACAACAUUGCGUUAAUGGCAAGUGCAUUGCACCAAACCAGUGCGCAUGUAAUAAGGGCUAUGAAAUGCUAAACGAAAAAUGUACACCAAUCUGCUCCAGUAGAUGUAAAAAUGGUCGGUGCGCUGCGCCAGAAACCUGUGAGUGCAACAAGGGAUAUAUUCUGAGUGCUCCGAACGUCUGCGAUCCAGUGUGUAGCGGUUGUCCGAAUAGUCGCUGCAUUGAACCAGAAAUCUGUGAGUGCAACAAGGGAUAUAUUGUGAAUGCUACAAACGUCUGCGAUCCAGUGUGUACAAGCGGUUGUCCGAAUGGUCGGUGCGCUGCGCCAGAAACCUGUGAGUGCAAUAAGGGAUACAUUCUGAGUGCUCCGAACGUAUGCAAUCCAGUUUGCACCAGCGGUUGUCCGAAUGGUCGGUGCGCUGCGCCAGAAACCUGUGAGUGCAACAAAGGAUAUAUUCUGAGUGCUCCGAACGUAUGCAAUCCAGUUUGCACCAGCGGUUGUGCGAAUGGUCGGUGCGCUGCGCCAGAAACCUGUGAGUGCAACAAGGGAUAUAUUCUGAGUGCUCCGAACGUCUGCGAUCCAGUUUGCACCAGCGGGUGUCCGAAUGGUCGCUGUAUUGAACCAGAAACCUGUGAGUGCAACAAAGGAUAUAUUCUGAGUGCUCCGAACGUCUGCAAUCCAGUUUGCACCAGCGUUUGCACCAGCGGUUGUCCGAAUGGUCGGUGCGCUGCGCCAGAAACCUGUGAGUGCAAUAAGGGAUACAUUCUGAGUGCUCCGAACGUAUGCAAUCCAGUUUGCACCAGCGGUUGUCCGAAUGGUCGGUGCGCUGCGCCAGAAACCUGUGAGUGCAACAAAGGAUAUAUUCUGAGUGCUCCGAACGUAUGCAAUCCAGUUUGCACCAGCGGUUGUCCGAAUGGUCGGUGCGCUGCCGCAGAAACCUCGGUUGUCCGAGGUCGGUGCGCGCCAGAAACCUGUGAGUGCAACAAAGGAUAUAUUCUGAGUGCUCCGAACGUCUGCAAUCCAGUUUGCACCAGCGGUUGUCCGAAUGGUCGGUGCGCUGCGCCAGAAACCUGUGAGUGCAACAAGGGAUAUAUUCUGAGUGCUCCGAACGUAUGCAAUCCAGGUGCACCAGCGGUUGUGCGAAUGGUCGGUGCGCUGCGCCAGACCUGUGAGUGCAACAAGGGAUAUCGUCUGAGUGCUCCGAACGUCUGCGAUCCAGUUUGCACCAGCGGUUGUCCGAAUGGUCGGUGCGCUGCGCCAGAAACCUGUGAGUGCAAUAAGGGAUACAUUCUGAGUGCUCCGAACGUAUGCAAUCCAGUUUGCACCAGCGGUUGUCCGAAUGGUCGGUGCGCUGCGCCAGAAACCUGUGAGUGCAACAAGGGAUAUAUUCUGAGUGCUCCGAACGUAUGCAAUCCAGUUUGCACCAGCGGUUGUCCGAAUGGUCGGUGCGCUGCGCCAGAAACCUGUGAGUGCAAUAAGGGAUAUAUUCUGAGUGCUCCGAACGUCUGCGAUCCAGUUUGCACCAGCGGUUGUCCGAAUGGUCGGUGCGCUGCGCCAGAAACCUGUGAGUGCAACAAAGGAUAUAUUCUGAGUACUCCGAACGUCUGCGAUCCAGUUUGCACCAGUGGUUGUCCGAAUGGUCGGUGCGCUGCGCCAGAAACCUGUGAGUGCAACAAGGGAUAUAUUCUGAGUGCCAAACGUAUGCGAUCCAGUUUGCACCACGGUUGUCCGAAUGGUCGUGCGCUGCGCCAGAAACCUGUGAGUGCAACAAAGGAUAUAUUCUGAGUCUCCGAACGUCUUCGAUCCAGUUUGCACCAGGGUUGUCCGAAUGGUCGGUGCUGCGCCAGAAACCUGAGUGCAACAAGGGAUAUAUUCUGAGUGCUACAAACGUAUGCGAUCCAGUUUGCACCAGCGGUUGUCCGAAUGGUCGGUGCGCUGCGCCAGAAACCUGUGAGUGCAAUAAGGGAUAUAUUCUGAGUGCUCCGAACGUCUGCGAUCCAGUUUGCACCAGCGGUUGUCCGAAUGGUCGGUGCGCUGCGCCAGAAACCUGUGAGUGCAACAAGGAUAUAUUCUGAGUACUCCGAACGUCUGCGAUCCAGUUUGCACCAGUGGUUGUCCGAAUGGUCGGUGCGCUGCGCCAGAAACCUGUGAGUGCAACAAGGGAUAUAUUCUGAGUGCUACAAACGUAUGCGAUCCAGUUUGCACCAGCGGUUGUCCGAAUGGUCGGUGCGCUGCGCCAGAAACCUGUGAGUGCAACAAAGGAUAUAUUCUGAGUACUCCGAACGUCUGCGAUCCAGUUUGCACCAGUGGUUGUCCGAAUGGUCGGUGCGCUGCGCCAGAAACCUGUGAGUGCAACAAGGGAUAUAUUCUGAGUGCUACAAACGUAUGCGAUCCAGUUUGCACCAGCGGUUGUCCGAAUGGUCGGUGCGCUGCGCCAGAAACCUGUGAGUGCAACAAAGGAUAUAUUCUGAGUGCUCAAAACGUCAAGGAUAUCUGUGUUGCCAGCAUUCCUGCCGGAACUGAAUUUCUGAAAUCUUUUCGAUCGUACAUCAUACUCGGAGUGCUUUCGCUACCACUGGCGUUUUUAGUGUUGUUUUUUCUUUGUCGUAUUAGUUGUGAAAACACUUACAAUGUGGCGAAAAGAGAAAACCAGGUUGGACUAAAAAACAUGUCGCGGAAUGUGGACGUUGUACGAAUUCCUUAGUAAAAAGUGGUUGCGGAUGUGUAUAUGUGUAUAUUUCAACGUUGAUAUUCAAAAUAGUCGUCAUAUUUAUAAUUAAGUAGUAUAGGUAAAGAAGCAAAAUUAAAGUGUUAUAAAAUAUUGUUACAAAUGUAUCAGUUCAAUAUUCUAAGCACAGUUAAACUGUGGUAAAUACAUAUAAUUUUUAUUUACAGAGGCUCACGCCUUUCUCCUCUACAACUUCAAUUUAAAUAGGUAUUAAGCAGAAUCAAUCAGAUCUUUUUGGUGCAAACUGUAUUUAAUUAGGGUACUCUUUAAACAUAAGACGGUUAAUAUUAAACCCUAUGAGUAAACACUCAUUUUCAAUUACAUAAUUUUCUUAAAACUAAUAAA